Messenger RNA from Ordospora pajunii, 372 nucleotides. RefSeq lists its product as uncharacterized. The coding region runs from base 1 to 372 and encodes 123 amino acids. NCBI's taxonomy places the organism in Eukaryota, Fungi, Microsporidia, Ordosporidae. The transcript has a single exon. The record is from RefSeq and is a predicted model, not a curated record.
AUGAAAACAGAAGCAAGCGGCGCAAUCGUCAAGUUUUUCAACGAAAUAGACACCUCUGAUGCAGAGUCUAUCUGUCUUGCAAUAGCAUCAAAGCUUGAGUCUCUGGCCAUGACCUGCGAGAACAGAAACGAAAUGGCGUUUCCUGUGGACACAGUUAAGGAUAUGAUCGAGCUGUGCAACAAAUUGAAAGAAAGAACCCCGCAUCACAAGAUUCCUACAAAGUACAUCGAGCAUAUAAGAGAGAAUAAAGAGGCGCGUGGCUAUUUUAAUGCAUUGCAAGAUGCUCUGAAGAGCGAAGAAGCUCGCAUCAUCACAAAAAGAAAGAUGUUUGCUGCAUUCAGAGGCAUGAUGAAGGACAUGGAUGCUCUGUGA